Ipomoea nil (Japanese morning glory) is the source of this 843-nucleotide messenger RNA. Its product is annotated as two-component response regulator ARR2-like. Lineage: Eukaryota; Viridiplantae; Streptophyta; Magnoliopsida; Solanales; Convolvulaceae. The transcript is spliced from 5 exons. Gene Ontology annotation, biological process: regulation of DNA-templated transcription. The record is from RefSeq and is a predicted model, not a curated record. The coding region runs from base 1 to 843 and encodes 280 amino acids. Gene Ontology annotation, molecular function: DNA binding; DNA-binding transcription factor activity. Gene Ontology annotation, cellular component: nucleus.
AUGAACGACACCCAGCAGGGACGACUUACCUCUUCUGGGAUUCCCAUUCAUUCCUCUUCUUCCAUUCCCUUUCAUUCCCCUUCUUCUCCUUCUUCAGAUAUGGGAAGAAUUUGCCUACUCGUCUUCACUGACGAUUUUGUCUGCCGAAACCUCGUCUCCGAGGUGCUCCAACAUUGCUCUUAUGAAGUGUUGCACAUUGGAAGGGCUACGGAUGCGUUAGGUGAGAUUGGGAAGAGAAGAAAUGGGAUCAGUUUUGUUUUGACAAACUUAAACAGGUUAAAGACAAACGGGGCUGAGAUUAUCCAAACCAUUGAGAAGGAACUCAAUCUGGGUGUCUGUUUGAUAUUGCCGCCGAGCAUGGAGUUCGACACCAAAGGCCAGGAGUGCAACGUUUCAUCAUACAUUCUUAAUUUUUCAGAUAUAAGAGAAAUGAAAGCGCUGUGGCAAUCAGCUUUUGAGAAGGAGAAAGUCAGAAAACCCUCAGCAAUUAGAAGCCCAGUAAUGGGUGUUGAGAUUAGGAUUGAAAAUAAUAAUGAACCAUCCGUUGAUGGGGAACCUGGGAAUUAUAAUGAUCACCAUAACCGGAGGGCGAAAGAGGUGAGAGAGAAACCGAAUGAGGAAAGUGGUGGUGAGAAGAAAAAGAAGCCGAGGUUGAGCUGGAACCCGGAGAUGCAUCAGAGAUUUGAGCAGGCAAUCAACAAGUUGGGCAUUGACAAGGCAGUUCCGAAGAAAAUAGUCGAGUUAAUGAACGAGCCAGGGUUGACAAGAGAGCAUGUUGCCAGCCAUUUGCAGUUGGAUUUGGAUGAAACUUUUAUAGGAAAGUCGUUGGAGGGUUCUGAGUAG